CGGGGAAAGGGCAAAUGUGCUAGAGCCUGCGCGGAGCGUACCCCCGUAAAUGUGACAAUUUCGUCCUCUGUGAGACGUUUGGUACACUUUCGGAUAUUUCUGGUCAAAGUAGAGCAGAAUGGACCUGGAAGAACUGCUGAGAGACGCAGACGACCUGGUGGAACCGUCCCCUUAUAGAGAAACGCCGGUCACAGUCGUCGGUACCGGGCGGGCCGCCUUCCACCCAACCUGCGGCGCCGCCGGGGAGCUUGUUGGCGUUCGCAACACGAUCCUUCAAAGCAGUCACCCGGUCCGACUGUCGGUGCCGCGCUACGCCAGUACGAAUCCUCUGAGCCAGUGGCUGUACGUGUCCACACAGGGAGGGGGGCUGACGGACGGGCAGCACAUGGAGGUGGACGUCACCGCGGGGAGAGGGUGCACCGUGAUCGUCACCACACCGUCGUUUAUAAGGGCACUGCAGUGCGACAGACUGGGCAGCGGCCAGACCGUGCGCUGUACGGCAGAGGAGGGUGCACUGCUGGCGUACCUCCCAGAUCCUGUCGUCUGCUACACCGGAGCAACAUUCCAGAAACAGCAGGAGUUUUAUCUUCAUGACGACGCCAGCCUGGUUGCCGUUGACUGGUUAUCGGCAGGAAGAGUUGCCCUGGGCGAGAGAUGGGAGCUCAAAGGCUAUCGCUCGUUUACCAACAUCUAUGUCAGAGAUAAAAUUGUGUGCAACAACGCGACAGCUUUGGGCAACUGCCCUUCCAGCAAAACACAAAAUAUCAUGGGAAGUCAUGACGUCAUCGGGACCUUCGUUCUGAUUGGUCCAGCAACGGUUGGCGUCUAUCAAAGGAUACUGCAGGGAGACUUGAACGGCAAGCAGAAGGGCGUUGACGUAAAAGCGACUCCUAUCAACCCAGACAAAAACAGCAAGGAAGUGAUCGGAGUCAACGUCAAAUUUUACGCCGAAACGACACAACAGGUCUAUGAAUUUCUUCGAAAUGUACUACAAGACUUCGUCCCGGCCUUUGGUGGUGACCCAUUUAGGGACAAGUAG
This is a messenger RNA of Branchiostoma belcheri (Belcher's lancelet), 1039 nucleotides long. RefSeq names its product urease accessory protein D-like. NCBI's taxonomy places the organism in Eukaryota, Metazoa, Chordata, Leptocardii, Amphioxiformes, Branchiostomatidae. The record is from RefSeq and is a predicted model, not a curated record. The coding region runs from base 119 to 1039 and encodes 306 amino acids. The transcript has 8 exons. Gene Ontology annotation, molecular function: nickel cation binding.